Elgaria multicarinata webbii is the source of this 1521-nucleotide messenger RNA. It is a transcript of the gene APLNR, whose product is annotated as apelin receptor. Gene Ontology annotation, molecular function: C-C chemokine binding; C-C chemokine receptor activity. The record is from RefSeq and is a predicted model, not a curated record. NCBI's taxonomy places the organism in Eukaryota, Metazoa, Chordata, Lepidosauria, Squamata, Anguidae. The transcript has a single exon. Gene Ontology annotation, biological process: neurogenesis; positive regulation of cytosolic calcium ion concentration; immune response. Gene Ontology annotation, cellular component: external side of plasma membrane; membrane. The coding region runs from base 276 to 1385 and encodes 369 amino acids.
UGUGUAUGAGGCACACACAGCAUGAGAGAGAGAGAGAGAGAGAUGACACAUAGACUGAGCAUGGCACUGGUCAGAUCUGCCUAAAGCUUUGAAGGUUUGAAUAAGCAAGAGGGGAGUCACAAAUGAGUUGAGAGGCUGGGAGAAUUUUCUUUCCUGCAGCAAGGGAGGAACUCUGGCAAGGUGGAUCCACAUCAGUGAAGGAUUAUACAGGACCACAGGAGAAUCUCUUUUGGCCUAAGACACAUUCUCAUCCUCCAGUUCUUCCUCUAGCAGCUAUGGAGUUCAGCAACAAUACUGCCAAUGGCUCUGCCAUCGAGGAUUGUGACUACCCCGAAUGGAACUCCACCAAGGUCCUCAUUCCCUCCAUCUACUUGCUCGUUUUCUUCCUGGGCACCACUGGCAAUGGGCUGGUGCUGUGGACCAUUUUCCGGGGAGGCCAGGAGAAACGACGAUCAGCGGAUACAUUUAUUGCUAAUCUGGCAGUGGCUGACCUGACCUUCGUGGUCACCUUGCCACUGUGGGCUACUUAUGUCAUCCUGGACUACCACUGGUCCUUUGGCUCUUUUGCCUGCAAACUCAGCAGCUACCUGGUCUUCGUCAACAUGUAUGCCAGUGUCUUCUGCCUCACGGGGCUCAGCUUUGACCGCUACUUGGCCAUUGUCCGUCCCAUAGCCAAUGCCAAACUGAGGUCAAAAGCUAGUGGACUUUUAGUGACCAUUGCUCUUUGGGCCUUGGCAGCCCUUCUGGCCUUGCCAGCCAUGAUCUUCCGGAGGACUGAAAAACUCAGUGAGUCUGACAGAGUGACCUGUUACAUGGAUUACUCGAGUGUGGCAACCAAUGAGACAGAGGUGGCUUGGGAAGCCGGGUUAGGCUUGUCCUCCACCCUUAUGGGCUUUGUGGCCCCUUUUGCCAUCAUGCUGACCUGCUACUUCUACAUUGCCCGUACCAUUGCCGGCCACUUCCGAAAGGAGCGCAGUGAAGGACUGAGGAAGCGGAAGCGCCUGCUGACCAUUAUCAUUGUCCUGGUGGCCACCUUUGCCGCAUGUUGGCUGCCUUUCCACCUGGUGAAAACCAUCUAUAUGCUGAUGGACUGGGAGGUGAUGCCCUUGUCAUGCAGCUUCCAUGUCUUCCUUAGCAAUCUUCAUCCCUACUGCAGCUGCUUGGCUUACAUCAACAGCUGCCUCAAUCCUUUCCUCUAUGCUUUCUUUGACCCCCGCUUCCGACAGGCCUGUGCGGCCGUCCUCUGCUGCUCCACCACAGGAGCUGGUGGAGACAAAUCGGCGAGCUAUUCCUCUGGCCAUAGCCAGAACCACCUGGGGAAAGGAGUGGAGCCACAGCAAGAGAAACAGUGUCCCGACAGCCAGGAGACCCUGCUUCAUGGGUAAACGUGGGAGAUCAUCAGGCAACUAUGAAGGACUUUGGAUAUAAUGAGCCCCUCUUCUUUUGCUUGUUUUGUAUUUCAUCCUAUCUUCCAAUUUUUUCUAUGGCCUUCUGUUUCUAAUGCUAUUUUCUUCCAUUAAA